GUGGCCAAUUCUCCGAGCAGGUGAAACCUAGCUUUUUUAGUCUAGAGGGAAAUACUGUGGCCAAAACGUUGGAGCCGGUUUCCAGGGGAAGAGCUGUCUGCUUCAAGGGCAGGACUGCCUAGUGACCUCAAAUGACUUGAUCCAUAAAAAAAGGAAUAUCUCAGGUCUCUUUGGCGCUAAGUAUGUGGUUCUGAGGCUCAAGGGAAGGAAGCAGUACACACAGCUAGACAUCAUGCGAUCACUGAAGAAAGGAUGCACUCAGAUCUUGGUCCUCCUGCCCUUAACUGUUGGGCUCCUAUUUUUCCUUUUCCAUGACCGAGUCUUACAGCAUCCCUACAUGAACCGUUGGCAAGGUUCAGAAACCCUCGAGCCUCAGCACCUAAAAGUCCUAGAGUGGCAGCAGCAGCAAAAGGUCUCAGAGACCCAGCCCCCCAUCGUGUUUCAACGCCCUGUGGAACCUUGCUUUGCCAACGACUCUGUGGCCAACACGUCUGGCUUUGCGGCCGAACCCCGGAACAUCCAGAACUUCCUCCUUUACAAACAUUGCCGGGAUUUCCCGAUCCUUCAGAAUGUCCCCCCAAAUAAAUGUACAGGGUCUCCCGGAGCCUUGGGUUCUCCCUUCCUCCUUCUGGCCAUCAAGUCAUCUCCUAAGAACUAUGAGAGGCGGGAUCUCAUUCGUCGGACAUGGGGAGAGGAGAGGGAGGUCAAGGGAGCCACCAUCUGCCGGCUCUUCUUGGUGGGCACAGAGUCUGAUAUCCUGGAAGCUCAAAAAGUGAACCAGCUCCUGGCCAUGGAGGCCCGGGCUUAUGGUGAUAUUAUCCAGUGGGAUUUCCAUGACACUUUCUUCAAUCUGACCCUGAAGCAGGUCCUGUUUCUCGAGUGGCAGGCUCUCCACUUCCCUGAUGCUUCCUUCAUCUUCAAUGGUGAUGACGAUGUCUUUGCUCACACGAACAACAUGGUAGUCUACCUGCAAGGCAAUAAAGCAGACGAGCACCUGUACGUGGGACACGUCAUACGUAACGUGGGGCCCAUCCGAAUACCAUGGAGCAAAUACUUCGUCUCCAAGAUGGUGAUGAAGGAAGAGAGGUACCCCCCCUACUGUGGGGGCGGUGGGAUCCUGAUGUCCGGAUUCACAGCUCGGGCCAUCCGGCACGCCUCCCACGCCAUCCCUCUCUUCCCCAUUGAUGAUGUCUAUCUGGGCAUGUGCCUGGAGCACGAAGGGCUAGCCCCAGCCAGGCACAUGGGGGUCAGGAUGGUCGGGGUUCAAUCACCAUCCCCCCGCAUAGGGUCCUUUGACCCCUGCUUCUAUCAGGACCUGCUGCUGGUUCAUCGCUUCUUACCCUAUGAGAUGCUCCUGAUGUGGGAUGCCCUCAAGAAGCCAGAUCUGAAAUGUAGCAAGUCAGUCCUGGCUACCCCGAGUAACUGAGGGCGGGUCUAGAGGACUAGAGGGUCAGACCCUGAAGAGACUGAGACAGCACGUGAUAACUCAGAACAAACUAGGACAGAAAACGGCUGAAUCAACAUGUGACCUUGGCCAAGUCAUUUCCCCGAAUCUGAAUCGGCUUUCUCCUAUGUAAAAUGGGGAGCUCACUGGACAUGACCUACCUCACAGGGCUGUGUGAGGAACACAUCUUGUAAGCUUACAGAAAUGUGAAUUUUCACUGGGGGUUGGAGGGAACAUUGAGUCUCUGUGGUACGCCCAACUGGAAUGACCUUGGAUGAGUCCCUCUCCAAUAUCCUACCUCGAUUUCCUUAAUCAGCAGAGUGGACAGAGUCCUUCCCCUAGGCUGCAGCGAGGGUGAGAGAAGAUCACAGCUGGGACCAGGGCAUAGGGCCACACAAUUUGAGGAAAAAUUUGUUUAAGGAGGGAAGUGGGUUUUUUACAGGCUUUACUCAAAAAGUGAGGAAGGAGGGAAACAAGCACUUAUCUAUUAUGUGCCAGGCAUUGUACUAAAUCACUUAUCAAAUAUUAUCUCACUUGAUUCUCACAAACAAAUGCUUGUGAAUUCAUUAAUUAAGGGAAGAAAAUCCCCAUUUUACAGUUGAGGAAACUGAGGCAGGCAGCGGUUAAGUGACUUGUCUGGAGUCACACAGCUAGUAAAUAUGAAACCAGAUUUGAAUUCAGGUCCAGUUCUCUCUCCUCUACGCCACCCUGCAUGUGGCUUCUCUCUUCCUCUCUCAGGGGUGAGAUCAGGAGUGGUCUCUAGUCAUCCCCCUGCAUUACUCUGAAACCCGAGGAGCUGGGGAAAGAGUGGGGCCCCACAAGGCAAGCUCUGCACAGCCUACAUCAUCUUCCCGCCUAAUUUGGGCUGAGGGUUGUUUUUUCUGUGGAGUUUAUUCAGAGAUCCAGAGGACAGAUAUGAGCCUCUCUCUUCCCCGACUUAAAUCCCUAAGGAAUUUAGACUCCUAUCCUUAGAAUGUUGCUUUUUCCCUCCCCACCCAGAACCCCUGUUUAACUUUUAUUAAUUAUCUGCUAAGAGCUAAAAGAGUUGAGAGUGCGAAGAAAAACAAAAAUCCAUCCCGGCCCUCCAGUAAUUUCUUGUAUAACAGGGGAUCUGGAGAUUCUUUGCCUCGGUUGGGUACCCAACCUUCAGCACUGAAUGGGUGUUGCCUAAAUCAAAUCGAAACCUGUUGAAGACCUUAGCUUAAAAGGCCAAAGUCUCCCAUUGCAUCCUGGGCCAUCUGCAAUUGUCCUGAGUUCUAUCUGGCCACUGGGCCCAGAGGGCUCUGGGGGGAAGUGAGGCAGGGGACCUUGCCCAGCCUCCCUCACUUAAAUCCAGUUCACUUGCACGCCACGUCAUCACCUCCCUGAUUUCAGGGUCUUGGAGAACAAAGGACAAAAUCCACAAUGUAAAUCACUAGGUAAACAGAGAGACAGAAUGGCUGGAAAGGAACUUUGGAAGGGGAAGCACAGGAUGGGGCUGGGGGCUAGGAGAGGGGGCCUGAGAAUGGCCUCUUGCUUAAGGUGGAUUUUUGAGCUCAGUCUUGAGAGAAUACAGGGGAACUAAGAAGCAGAAGAGGGAAGGUGUUCCAGGCACGAGGCACAGGCAGUCAUUGUCGAGAAAAGGCCCUAGAGAAAAUGACUGCCUUAGGAAAAGGCCAGGUUGGGAGGAUACCUUUGACAGUGCAUAAAGCCACUGGAUUAGCUGCUUGCCCUAAAUGGGAGUAGAUUCGAGCAGCAGAUUUGGAGUGAGAUCUGCUCAUGAAGCCUGUUUUUAACAGGGACUGCUUGAUCUGACUGGGCCAGUUGUGCACUGAUUAACCUAAGAUCAUGAUUAUAAUUUGCCAGCAAAUGGGAACUUGAAGGUUAUCUCUUCCAGAGCCUUCAUUUUGUGGGAAUGCCUUGGAGUUAUUUGGUCAAGAUCGUGGGAUUGUAGCCUAAAGGCAGAAAGACCCCAGAAGCUUUUGAAACCAGCCUCUUCCUGAAAAAAAAA
Molecule: messenger RNA, 3434 nt
Organism: Sarcophilus harrisii (Tasmanian devil)
Lineage: Eukaryota; Metazoa; Chordata; Mammalia; Dasyuromorphia; Dasyuridae
Gene: B3GNT3
Product: UDP-GlcNAc:betaGal beta-1,3-N-acetylglucosaminyltransferase 3
Exons: 4
Coding region: 233-1426 (397 amino acids)
Cellular component (GO): membrane
Molecular function (GO): hexosyltransferase activity
Source: RefSeq, a predicted model, not a curated record